This is a messenger RNA of Anastrepha obliqua, 5015 nucleotides long. It is a transcript of the gene jar, whose product is annotated as myosin heavy chain 95F. The coding region runs from base 16 to 3798 and encodes 1260 amino acids. The record is from RefSeq and is a predicted model, not a curated record. Gene Ontology annotation, molecular function: microfilament motor activity; ATP binding; actin filament binding. NCBI's taxonomy places the organism in Eukaryota, Metazoa, Arthropoda, Insecta, Diptera, Tephritidae. Gene Ontology annotation, biological process: actin filament organization; endocytosis; vesicle transport along actin filament. The transcript is spliced from 21 exons. Gene Ontology annotation, cellular component: actin cytoskeleton; cytoplasm; myosin complex.
AAAUCAACGAGUAACAUGGAGAAGAUGCUCAAAAUGGACACACAACUGGUGUGGGCACGCGAUCCCGUCGAAGGCUAUAUACAGUGUCGCAUUUCGGAAAUCGGUGCUAAAGAGUUCGAAGUAACGCCAAUUGAUCGGAAAUAUCCGAAGCGCUCUUGCCAUGUCGAUGAUAUAUUUUCGUCGUGUGAUGGAGUGCAAGAUCAUGAUGAUAAUUGUGAGCUGAUGCUGCUGAAUGAAGCCACUUUUUUGGAUAAUUUGAAAACGCGUUACUAUAAAGAUAAAAUCUAUACUUAUGUGGCCAAUAUACUCAUUGCUGUGAAUCCGUAUCGUGAAAUCAGUGAUCUCUACUCUUCAACUACAAUUAAAAAGUAUACCGGACGUUCCUUGGGUGAAUUGCCACCACAUGUGUUUGCUAUAGCUGAUAAGGCUAUACGCGAUAUGCGCGUACUCAAAUCGUCACAAUCGAUUAUCGUAUCGGGCGAAUCGGGUGCAGGCAAAACAGAAUCUACCAAGUAUCUGCUGAAGUAUUUGUGUCAUUCCAGCGACAGUGCCGGGCCCAUUGAGCAAAAAAUUUUAGAUGCCAAUCCCGUAUUGGAAGCUUUUGGUAAUGCCAAAACUACACGUAAUAACAAUUCCUCUCGCUUCGGUAAAUUCAUUGAAGUGCAUUAUGACGCCAAAUGUCAAGUGGUUGGCGGCUAUAUUUCUCAUUACCUACUGGAAAAGAGUCGUAUUUGUACGCAAAGUUCGGAGGAACGCAACUAUCAUGUAUUCUAUAUGUUGCUGGCAGGUGCACCCCAACAGCUGCGUGAUAAGUUGAAUUUGGGAAAGCCAGAUGAUUAUCGGUAUCUCUCUGGCUGCACACAGUAUUUUGCCAACGCAAAAACUGAGCAACUCAUACCGGCUGCUCAAAAAUCCAAGAGUCAUGUAAAGAGAGGUCCACUCAAGGAUCCCAUAAUCGAUGAUUAUAAUCAUUUCCAAAAUCUUGAUCGCGCACUGGGUCGUUUGGGUUUGACCGAAGUGAAUAAACUAGAAAUUUACUCCUUGGUGGCUGCCGUUUUGCAUUUGGGUAAUAUUUCAUUUGAAGAGAUUCCAGAUGACGCACGGGGUGGAUGUCAGGUGUCAGAGACUUCUGAGAAGUCCCUAACUAUCACAUCGAAACUGUUGGGUGUAGAUCCCUCUGAGCUCAGACAGGCGCUCGUAUCGCGUGUAAUGCAAAGCAAAGGUGGCGGUUUCAAGGGAACAGUAAUCAUGGUGCCCCUAAAAAUUUACGAAGCCAGCAAUGCGCGUGAUGCACUCGCCAAAGCAAUUUACAGCCGACUGUUUGAUCGUAUUGUGGCGUUGAUUAAUCAAAGUAUUCCCUUCCAAGUCUCAAAUUUCUAUAUCGGAGUCCUGGAUAUCGCCGGUUUCGAGUACUUUACUGUGAACUCAUUUGAGCAAUUCUGUAUUAAUUACUGCAAUGAGAAAUUGCAAAAAUUUUUCAAUGACAACAUUCUCAAGAACGAGCAAGAGCUGUACAAGAGUGAGGGGUUAAAUGUGCCGGAAAUCACAUUCACCGAUAAUCAGGAUAUUAUCGAUUUAAUUGAAGCGAAAGCCAACGGCAUUUAUACGUUAUUAGAUGAGGAGUCGAAGUUGCCGAAGCCAUCGGCACAACACUUCACGGCUGAGGUGCACAAGGCGUGGUCAAAUCAUUUCCGCUUGGGCUUGCCACGUUCAUCGCGUUUGAAGGCGCAUCGCACACUAAGGGAUGAGGAUGGUUUCCUUGUGCGUCACUUUGCCGGCGCUGUCUGCUACAAUACGGAGCAAUUUAUUGAGAAAAACAACGAUGCCUUGCAUGCGUCCUUGGAGGGUUUGGUGCAGGAAUGUGAGAAUCCGCUGCUAAAAACACUUUUUCCUUCCGGCAGUAACACAUCAUUACGCGGCAAAUUGAAUUUCAUUUCUGUGGGCUCGAAAUUCAAAAGUCAACUUGCCGAGUUGAUGGACAAAUUAGAAAAGAAUGGCACUAAUUUUAUACGCUGCAUCAAACCAAACAGCAAAAUGAUCGAUCGGGAUUUCGAAGGUGGCCUAGCACUAGCACAGCUUAAGUGUUCUGGCACUAUUUCCGUGUUGGAGCUUAUGGAGCAUGGUUAUCCAUCACGUGUACCAUUUGCUGAUCUUUACAAUAUGUAUAAAUCGGUUUUGCCACCCGAACUGGCUAAACUACCGCCACGCACAUUCUGCGAAGCUAUGUUGCAAUCGCUCAAUCUAAGCUCAAAAGAUUUCAAAUUUGGCGUCAAAAAAGUUUUCUUCCGCCCUGGAAAGUUCGUUGAAUUCGAUCGCAUUAUGAAAUCGGAUCCCGAAAAUCUUUUGGCCAUUGUCGCCAAGGUGAAGAAGUGGUUAAUACGUUCACGCUGGGUCAAAUCUACACUGGGUGCGGUGUGUGUAAUCAAAUUACGCAAUCGUAUCAAGUAUCGCAACAAUUGUGUUUUACUCAUACAACGCACUGUGCGUGGUUAUUUGGCGCGCAAACAGCAUCGCCCACGAUACCAAGGUAUUGCAAAGAUCAACAAAGUACGUUUGAAUGCCCAGAAAACCAUCGAAAUUGCUGGCGGACUGAAGAAUGGACGCGAUGAGUUUAUUAGUGAAGUAAAUGGUAUACAUCGUCAGGUGGAUGAAGCCAUAAAAACAAUAAAGACAAAUGAAAAAAUCACUUCUCGAGAAAUCGAUGGACUUUACACUAUCGUUAUGGCCAAUAUGAACAAGCUCACUGUGGAUUUGAACACUAAGUUGAAGGAACAAAAGCAAGCUGAGGAACAAGAGCGUCUGCGUAAAAUACAGGAAGCGCUCGAGGCUGAACGGCGCGCCAAGGAGGAUGAAGAACGAAAGAAACUUGAAGAGGAAGAAAACAAACGACUCAAAGCUGAAAUGGAAUCACGCCGAAAAGUCGAAGAGGUCCAACGUGUAAAACAAGAGGAGGAGGAUCGCAAGGCGGCAUUAGCGUUGCAAGCACAGCUGGAGAAGGAAGCACAAGAUGAUGCCAAAUAUAGGCAACAAUUGGAACAGGAGCGCCGUGACCAUGAAUUAGCAUUACGUUUGGCCAACGAAACAAAUGGCGUAGUGGAGGAGAGUCCACCAGUUAUACGCAAUGGUCAAAAUGAUGUUUCUCCCAUGGCUCCGAACAAACUUAUCAGUUUUACACGAGGUGUUGCAACGUUUGCAUCUCGAUAUUUCAAUAAAUCUGAGAACGUCCGCGCUCAGCAACAGGCCUUGGGUAAACAGAAAUACGAUUUGUCUAAAUGGAAAUACUCGGAAUUACGUGAUGCAAUUAACACUUCCUGUGAUAUUGAGUUGCUUGAGGCUUGCCGUCAGGAGUUUCACCGUCGUUUGAAGGUCUAUCAUGCAUGGAAAGCAAAGAACCGCAAACGCACUACCAUGGAGGAGAACGAACGAGCACCCAAAAGCGUAAUGGAAGCUGCUUAUAAGGCACCACCGCUCGCACAUCCGAAACAGGAAAUCACAACUGCUCAACAUCGUUACUUCCGUAUUCCAUUCAUGCGGGCUAAUGCUCCUGAAAAUACCAAACGAGGUCUCUGGUAUGCACACUUUGAUGGGCAAUGGAUAGCGAGACAAAUGGAAUUGCAUGCCGACAAACCACCUAUAUUGUUAGUGGCAGGCGUCGAUGACAUGCAGAUGUGCGAACUCAGCCUGGAGGAGACCGGUCUGACACGCAAACGUGGCGCUGAGAUUUUAGAGCAUGAAUUUAAUCGUGAAUGGGAACGUAACGGGGGCAAACCAUAUAAAAAUUUAGGUGCUAAUAACUAAAAAAGAAAACCAUCGAGCUUCCCAAACGCUCUUCUUCUCAUCUAGCACUGAAGUGAGGCAAAUGGGGGAAAUGCAGACUAAAUAAGUAAUUGACAUAAAAUUCAGCUGUUCAGUUGAAAUCGCAAAUAAAUCAAAAGUAGUUAAAUAAAUGAUUACUAAAAUUGUAAGUGUAUGUAUUUUUGCAAACCACUUUUUGAUAUCCAAACAAAUUAAGAACCGUCGGUCAAUGUGCUUUCAAUGUAUCAACAAGAGCAAGGGAAUUAAAUUUAGCAGUAAUAAUAGCGUUAGAUUUGGCAAAUUGCUACUCUAUGUUUGGUUGCCUGAUAUAUACAUAACUGAAAAUAAAUUAAUAUAAGUUGCGUAAUUACAAUUGUUGCACACUUUGAAGUAAAAGAAAUGUAUUUAAUUAAAUUGAAGUAUUACCGAACCAUUUGCUAGAGUUUAUAAAGUUAUAUUAACAUUAGUUGCUAUAAAUGAAAAUGUAAAACGUUGCAAAUUUUAAAUUAGGGAAGACCAAAUUUUAUAAAAUCAACAGAAAAAGUAUGUAGCUUCAGUAUUUUCAUUGUUGCUUAGAUAUCUUAUAUAAUUACAUAAAUUGCGAAUUUUAAAACCAGCUUUUGAACAAUAUUGAAAAAUGUCAAAAAUCUCGUUCGCACGCAAACAGUUGAAAAAGUUAGGUAGAAACGUUAUUGUUUGAUGUGAGCACAGAACUCUAUAAUUACAUAUUGCAACCGAAACAUUUCAACAUUUUCUCAGAAAUAUUAUACGCCUCCUAUACAACAGUACAUUACACAUACAUACAUGUACUUUAAAUUACUACUCAAAUCCAAUUUACAAUUAAAAAUUAUUCAAUACCUGUGUCUUCUUUCUCAACACCACAAGCACACUAUGCGGGUGUAUGGAGGUACAGUAGUAAUGUACAACUCUUGAGAAUAAUUAAAUUAAUGUGUCUUUUAUGUGUACGUCAUGAACAUAUGCAUGUAUGUAUUUUAUUAAAAACCUCUAAAUCGUUUUGGCAUACAAAUAUGGAAUAGUAAUUCUUAUGGACUCUUAGUUUACUUUACUGAUAACAGUAUAAAAAAGCAGCUAUGUUUUGUUAUAACUAGCAAAAGAUAGGGCGAAUAACUUACGUAUUAAGAAUGUCUAUUUAUAAUUUUAUGUAUACAAAACCACAGCUAACAUGAAUACUAUGGAAAAUAAAUACUUUAUACUUGAAA